AUGAACCGGUACGAGAUCCUCGACCGGCUCGGCGAUGGCGCGUACGGCGAGGUGCUGAAAGCGCGGAGCCUCAAGACGAACGAGGUCGUUGCCAUCAAGCGGCUCAAGACGCUCUUCCCGACGUGGGAGGAGUGUCUCCAGCUGCGCGAGCUCAAGUCGCUCAAGGUGCUCCGGCACGACAACAUCAUCCAGCUCAAGGAGGUCAUUCGCGACAAGGCGCAGCUCUACUUUGUGUUCGAGUACAUGGACACGAGCCUCUUUAGCUGGAUGCGCGGCCACGGACCGGCGACCAACGAAGCCCACGUGCGCAACAUCAUGGGCCAGCUCUUCGCCGGCCUAGCGUACAUGCACAAGCACGGCUUCUUCCACCGCGACAUCAAGCCCGAGAACUGCCUCCUCGCGUCCGAUAAGACGACGCUCAAGAUCGCGGACCUCGGGCAGGCGCGCGAGAUCCGGUCCCGCCCGCCGUUCACCGACUACGUCUCGACACGCUGGUACCGCAGCCCCGAGCUGCUCCUGCGUGCGUCGACGUACAACUCGCCGAUCGACCUCUGGGCGUGCGGCUGCAUCAUGGCCGAGCUCUAUCUGGGCAAGCCGCUCUUUGCAGGCUCGACGGAAGCGGACCAAAUGUGUCGCAUCUGCUCGAUCUUGGGGACGCCGACAAAGGAGAGCUGGCCCGAAGGCGUCAGCAUGGUCGCGCACAUGCAGUUCAAGUUUCCAAAAUGCAACGCCGUGCCCCUCAAGCAGCUCAUUCCGAACGCGAGCCCGGCCGCGAUCCAGCUCUUGGUCGACUUGCUCCAGUACGACUCGGGGCGCCGGCCCACGGCGGCCCAAGCGCUCCAGUACCGCUUCUUUAGCCCAGUCACAACGCGCGCCGAGGCCCCGAGAGAGGUCAAGGUGCCGUCGCCCGAGAAGCCAGAAAAGCCCGAAAUGAAGCGCCGGUUCUGGGAACCCAAGAUCGACGACGAGUGGAAGUACAUUCCGCAGCCGGAGAAGGCCCAUAGCAAGCGCGAAGUCUCGGUGCCGACAACGACGACCGACAAUGACGAGGACGAUGGCAUCGUCACCGACACGAUGCUCCAGGACCUUCUCGACGAAGUGCUCUGCUAA
Messenger RNA from Saprolegnia diclina VS20, 1110 nucleotides. Its product is annotated as CMGC/RCK/MAK protein kinase. Lineage: Eukaryota; Oomycota; Saprolegniomycetes; Saprolegniales; Saprolegniaceae. The record is from RefSeq and is a predicted model, not a curated record. Gene Ontology annotation, molecular function: protein serine/threonine kinase activity; ATP binding. Gene Ontology annotation, biological process: intracellular signal transduction; protein phosphorylation. Bases 1 to 1110 code for a protein of 369 amino acids. Gene Ontology annotation, cellular component: nucleus; cytoplasm. The transcript has 2 exons.